UUCAGCCAUUGCUAUUGUCAGCCCAGGCCACCUUCUUUCUUCGCCAUCCGCGGCUUGACCAGUGUGUUCCUGUCUGAUCGGGUGCUUCUUCCUUCCUUCACCCCGUUGUUCUUUCCUGCAUCUCGACAGUUAUUCUUACCUGCUUAUUGCGGAAAAAAGCCUUAUCUCAACGUCUAUUUCUUCUUCCUCUUCUUCCACCCUGUCUUUUCUUUUCUUUUCUUUCUCCUUCGCCAGAACAUCUCACUCGUUUCUCACGGAGCUUCGAGUUAGCAUCUUCAUUUACACCACUAUUCGCUUUAUCCCUCUACUGUCUACCCAUCGACCUCAGUUUUUAUCUCCCUUUUCUACAUCUAUUCUGCAUUCGCUGAUAGUUGUGCCCCCUUCCAUUUAUAUCUAUCUCUGCCCACUUCGGCUUGUUCCCGAUCCCCAUUCUCCCUCGAAAGCCCAUCCUGUCUAGACCUUUUCUCUCACGACCGUUUCGCUUUCUAUCACAUCCCGCUCAUUAUCAAAAGGAUAUUUGUACGUUCAUUGUGUUGUAACCUUCUGUAGUCUAACCGAAGCAGAGGCUUCCAGGCUGACAUGGGCUCCUUUGAGAAGCUCGCGGAGCUGGUCCGGGGUUCAAUUCCCGAAGACUACCUGCCCAAAGAAUCUGACAAAACGGCCACAGCCAUGAGUCACCAGGAUAAAACGCAAAAUAGUACUAGCGAAUGCUCCCAGCAACAGGGUCAGGUCCCCGUUUAUAAACAGGACACACAAAUGGGCUAUCCAUAUAUGCCUCCUCAAUGCUACGGCCAGCCCCUGAACCCUGGUAACAAUGCAAGCGAUGUGAAUGGCAAUCUUGCUUCAGCCUUUUCUAACGUGAAUAUCCAUGGUCACCGUCCAAACUAUAUUCCAGUCAAGGGCAGCAUUCCAACUACCUCUGGUGUUAAUGGCGACGUACCCGGCAUGCAUCUAUCUCAACAUGGACCAUUUGUUGUUGUAUCAAGCCCACCGAUGUUUCAGGGUAAUGUUCCACACGCUCCUCAUGUAGGACAGAUGCCACCCGAGCAAGGUGGCGCGUUCCAAUAUGUUCCUCCCGGUAUUUACCCUAACUUCGUUACCAGCGCUCCUUAUCCGCCUGCGUCUUAUCCUGGGUAUUCUUGGCCCUACGCGGUGAAUCCUGACCAUGAUCAUGCAAAGUCACAUCGUGAUUGUACUCUAGUUGAUGAAAAGGCUUCGGCAAACGAUGGGCAGCACGGACAACCAGAAUAUUAUCCUGUUAUCGCUCAAGGCGAUCGCUCACCGGUGAGCGCCCCGGUUUAUAAUGCUUCGCCCCAAACUCCGGGAUCCUGUAUGCCCUACCAAAUGAUGAGGGCUGCUGGAGGUUAUGUCCUUCAGGACCUAGAUUCGCUCGUAAAACAGGAUCCUCCUAUUCCACCUGCGGUACCUGCGAUGUGGACCAACCCGACUGAACUUACCCUUGCGAAAUGUUUGGAGAAUCGCGAAGGGAUUACCAAUGUCUACAUUCGCGGCUUUCUCCCAGAAAUCACGGAUGAAAUGCUAUAUGCGUAUGCUUCUCGCUUCGGGAAGAUCGAUCGAUGCAAGGCGAUUGUUGACCUCGACACCGGGCUCUGUAAGGGGUUUGGAUUUGUUCAGUUCUUCAGUUUUGAAGCUUGUGAAAAUUGUAUUCGGGGGUUCUUUCAUCUCGGGUAUCAAGCUAGCUUCGCACAGAAAUCUCGUAACUCUCGCCUCAAAGACCUGGAGGAUAAGACAUCCACUAAUAUUUAUUGUACUAAUGUUCCAAUUGAAUGGGUGGAAGCUGAUCUGCGUCGCCAUUUUGAGCCUUACCGUGUUGUAUCUGAGAAGAUCAGCCGUGAAGAAAACACUGGAAUUAGCAAGGAGGUUGGUUUUGCAAGGUUUGAGACUCGCGACAUAGCUGAGAAAGUCCUCGCCGAGUUCCAUAAUGUCACCUCUAAGGAUGGUGUAAAGCUCAUGCUUCGCUUCGCCGACACGAAGGCGCAAAAGCAGCUUAAACAUCAGAGUAAUGAACGACGCGCUUAUCGUGCUGGUGAGUACAGCUAUUCUGUUGAAAUGGUCCAGGGCUCCACUCCGUCACCGAGCCUCCACCGUUUGCAGCAAGCAGCGUCCCAUUUCAGUCCCAAUUCACAGGGCAGCUAUCCUUCUCCAGCUGGAGUCGGACAAGUCUGGACUCCCGCGACUUCGAUCUCCCCACCAGGCCCUAUGCUAAAUAGGUCUGUGAACAGCAUGCGCGUUAGCUCAUGGCCAGGACGCGCUGUGCUCGCAAAUAUUGAUAACACGCCCAGUGCUCGAGGACGACUUGUUGCUUCGAGCCAAGGCUCCCUCUCCGCAGGGUCCACGAAAACCGUUAUGCCCGUGCCAUCCCUCCAGGGCAGCAAAUCCGAGAAUUGUAGCCCGAAAAAGGGAAAGAGCAUGGUUGACGUUAAUUCGCCAACUCCCUCUGCGAAAGAAAUCCGGUUUUCAACUCCCCAAAUCCUGUAACUAGGAACGCGUGUAGGGCGCGAUACGAUAUCUGCCCAUCACUUCUAAGCC
Coccidioides immitis RS is the source of this 2550-nucleotide messenger RNA. RefSeq names its product RNA binding protein MSSP-2. Gene Ontology annotation, cellular component: cytosol; ribonucleoprotein complex; nucleus. The record is from RefSeq and is a predicted model, not a curated record. The transcript has 7 exons. Gene Ontology annotation, molecular function: poly(U) RNA binding; mRNA 3'-UTR binding; poly(A) binding. Bases 580 to 2499 code for a protein of 639 amino acids. Lineage: Eukaryota; Fungi; Ascomycota; Eurotiomycetes; Onygenales; Onygenaceae.